Messenger RNA from Trichoplax adhaerens, 3681 nucleotides. RefSeq lists its product as uncharacterized. The record is from RefSeq and is a predicted model, not a curated record. The coding region runs from base 1 to 3681 and encodes 1226 amino acids. Gene Ontology annotation, molecular function: ADP binding; protein binding. The transcript is spliced from 19 exons. Gene Ontology annotation, biological process: regulation of apoptotic process. NCBI's taxonomy places the organism in Eukaryota, Metazoa, Placozoa, Uniplacotomia, Trichoplacea, Trichoplacidae.
AUGGCUGCUACAGAAAGCCAACGCCAUCUAUUAAUCAAGCAUCGAGUGGCAAUUGUACAAGAUAUGCGAGUCCGUCGCAUAUUAGACAUCUUAUAUUCGCAAGAAAUUGUCACUCGUGAUGAUUGUGAACGUAUCGAAGCUAAAGAAACCAACGCCGAUCGAGCUCGGGCAUUAUUGGAUCUCAUUCCUGAGAAAGGUUAUCGGGCAUUUCGUAGCUUUCGCCUUGCUCUACAAGAGAGUUAUCCUCAUCUUGCACAAUUAUUAAAAGGAGACAUUGACUCUCCUGAUUCACCUAGUGAAUUGCAACCUGAAGAUGAUUUAGAAUCAAUUUUGCCAAUGCUAGUAGAAGGUGGUGUACCUCAACGCCCAAACGUACAUAUCAAAAGAGAGAAAGCGUUAGAAACACUACGAAAUGGAUUACAAUCAUUGCAGAAUCAAGAAGGUUGGGUUAUAUUACAUGGUAUGGGAGGAUCUGGCAAGACUGUUUUAGCAGCGGAAUCAUUACGUUCUGCUAAAUUAAUUGGGACUUGUUUCCCCGGUGGAGUCUCUUGGCUUACUAUGGGCAAGUAUCAUUGCUUAAUAUCACAGUCUAUGCAAAACUUAUGUUCAAGGCUUGACCAAGAAUAUCAAUAUUUGCCUACAAAUAUUGAAGCUGCAAGGGAUCGUUUACGAAUGACGAUAGCACGUCGUUAUGCAAAGAUGUUGCUAAUAUUGGAUGAUGUAUGGAGUUGGAGAGUCUUGGCGGCCUUCAAUUUACGCUGUAGAACUUUAGUAACAACGCGUGACUCUACCAUUGCUGAUCGAGUUGGUGGUCACAAAGUUCUAGUCCCUUUGCAGGAUGGAUUUACAACGGAUCAAUCAAAGACUAUUUUGGCUUCAUGGAUUAAGCAACCAGUUGAAUCAUUACCAGCUGAAGCUAGCGCUAUUAUUGAUGAAUGUAAGAGCUCACCGCUAGCUAUUUCCAUGAUAGGAGCACUGUUACAGAGACGUCCAGAUCGCUGGGGAUAUUAUUUAGAACUGUUAAAAAAUCGUCAAGUUAGUAGGUUACGCAAAUCGAUGAGCUAUCAGUUUGAUACAUUAGGUGAAGCCAUCUCCAUGAGUGUCGAUAAUUUAGAUCCUGAAUUAAGGCAGCAAUAUGAACAAUUGGCGGUAUUUGAGUCUAAUGUUAAGAUUCCAGCUAGUGUUUUAGCGAUAUUAUGGGAUAAAGAUGAGGCCUUUGUUGAAGACGAUAUGGAUGAACUAGCUAGCAAAUCAUUAGCAAAGAUUUACCCAAGGCACUAUUAUGAUACGAAUAAGAUGAUGGUCUAUGGUAUACAUGAUUUACAGAUGGAUUUCUUAAAAGAACAAUGCCCUGAUCUACCUGCUCUGCAUCGAAAAUUAAUUGAACGUUACGAUGCUACCUGUCAUGGUCAAUAUCAUCUGCUCAAAAAUGAUCGUUAUAUUCAUGAUAACUUAAUAUCGCAUUUAAUCCAAGCAAACGAAAUUAGUAAAGCGAAGGCACUUUUAACGGAUUUAUUGUGGCUUGAAGCAAGGCUAACUUAUACCCUUCCAUCUAGUCUUCUAAGUGACUACAUUAAAAUUAAAAAACUACUAAACGACGAGGAUAGAGAAUUACUGGAAAAAUUUGCUGAACUAGUUAGCGUUCAUAGUCAUUUAUUUGUCGAAAACCCUCGACCAGAUCUUAUCCAGAUGGCUAUAAGCCAAACAGGCUCUACUACAAUCCAUCAACAGGCUUUAAAAAUUGCUCGUCAGCGUCGUCAAGAAAAGUUCUAUCUAAAUUGGUGUAAUAAACCUUCUCAUAAAUUGGAUAAAUGCCUGAUGUCUUUGCGAAUUCAUAAAGCAUCAGCUGCUUGUUGUAGCUUUUCACCUGAUGGUUCUCAAGUUGUAUCAUCGUCAUGGAAUGGGGAUAUCCAAAUAUGGGAUGCUUUCUCUGGGGCAUCGGUAGCUAAAUUUGAUGGUCAUGGAGAUGAAGUAGUUUGCUGUUGUUGCUUUUCUAAAGAUGGUCGUAUUGCUUCGGCUUCACUUGAUGAAACUGUAAAAGUUUGGAAUAUUGCAAACGAAUCUUUAGAACUAGUCUAUGAUAAGCAUGAUGCGGAUGUGUUGUGGUGCCAAUUUUCACCUGAUCAAGCAAAUAUAGUAUCUUGUGGUGCUGACAGACUAGUUAAGUUAUGGAAUUCAAGAACGGGUGAAGACUAUGCUACAUUUUAUGGACAUCUUGAUAUUGUUAGACAAUGUGCAUUUUCAAACGACGGUCAAAAAAUUGUAUCAUGCUCUGAUGAUACUUAUGUCAAAGUUUGGGAUACCCAGUCUGGGGAUAUUCGAAAAGACCUCUUACUUGCCCUCACACAUCAUGACGAAGGAGUCAGUAGUUGUGCAUUCUUCAACAACGACACGAUGAUUAUUUCUUCUUCUGGCAGGAAUGUUAUUACGUCAAGUGUUAAAGAUGGAUCGAAAUUAGCAUCCUUUCGAUGUUUUGGUGGUGUUCUUUGUUGUAAUGUUUCGUCAAGUGGUUUAUAUUUUGCAGCUGGAUUAACUACCUCGGCGUUACAGAUGUGGCAUAUCCAAGAUCGACAAACUGUUGCAGUUUAUAAGGGGCAUAAUGGUUGGAUUCAGUCAGUAUCUUAUGCUCCUGAUGAUUCCAGAUUAUUAUCCUCUGCAUCCGAUGAAACUGUCAAAUUUUGGUCUUCAAAUCCCACCGAAGAUAAAUUUGCAAGGGUUAAAUUAAGAAUCUUCUUCACUUGUUCGUUUCAAGAUGAUGAGCCAACUAUUUAUGCACCUGAUAUGCAAGAAAGCUUACUGGUCUAUCACGGCUUAAAUUCUAAGUUUGUAGAAGAAUAUUCUGAAGGUCGUUCAAAAAUUCGUUGUUGCUGCCUAUCAAAAGAUGAAACCUUACUAUCGUCAGGUCGAGAAAAUGGAGAGGUCAUGAUCUUGAGUAGCAUUGAUGGGAGAUUACUGCAGGAAUUGAAUGGCCAUAAAGACACUAUAAUCUUUAUUAGAUUUAUUGGCGAUCGUAAACGGCUCUUAUCUUGUGCUCGUGAUAAUACUGCCAAGGUAUUUAAUGAAAACAUGACAGUGUCAAUGUAUAAAAUAGACAGAUUAUUACAACUUUUCGUCGCUAAGGUUAUAUUAUAUUCUUUUGUUUACAUGCAUUUGUUAUUGGGUAUUUUGUGGGAUUCAGCUACUGGCAAUAUGCUUUAUGAUUAUAGCCAUUCAGGACAUCUUACAGAUUGCUCUAUCAUGCCCGAUCAACAGAGUUUUAUAACAACAUCAGUCGAUGCAAUAGCUAAAUUAUGGAGCUGUGAAGACGGCCGGUUAAUCAGGAGUUAUACAGCUCAUGAAGACUGUGUACGAUCAUGUCGUAUAUCAAACGAUGGCAAACUCUUAGCUGUAGGUUGCGAUAAUGGAUCGAUUAAGAUAUGGGAUAUUCACUCGGGAAAGGAAUUAAUGACAUUAAGGGGACACAACGUUUGGGUCAAUUGCUGUAAAUUUUCAAAAGAUGGUAACUAUUUAGUGACUGUGAGUGAUACGCUGAUAUGGUGGGAUUUAAGAAAUGGUAAAAAAUUACAGGAAAUUCGCCUAUUUGGUCGUUAUGCAGACGAUAUUUUUUUUAAUGGUGACUUUACUCAUUUUGUAACCAUCGAUAGCGAAAGCAUCGUUUAUAUUUUAAAAAGAUUGACGUAA